Henningerozyma blattae CBS 6284 is the source of this 3033-nucleotide messenger RNA. It is a transcript of the gene KAP114, whose product is annotated as karyopherin KAP114. The transcript has a single exon. Gene Ontology annotation, cellular component: cytosol; nuclear envelope. NCBI's taxonomy places the organism in Eukaryota, Fungi, Ascomycota, Saccharomycetes, Saccharomycetales, Saccharomycetaceae. The record is from RefSeq and is a predicted model, not a curated record. Gene Ontology annotation, biological process: protein import into nucleus. Gene Ontology annotation, molecular function: small GTPase binding. The coding region runs from base 1 to 3033 and encodes 1010 amino acids.
AUGAAUAUUGAUAUUGAUUCUUUGAUCAAACAAGCUCAAUCUCCAGAAACAUCUCUCCGAGAACAUGCUGAAAAUAGCUUAUUAGAAUGGUGUGAACACGAUGCAUGCAGUGCAUUUGCAGCCCUAGCAAAUGUUGCUGCAAAUAAUACUGAAAUUUUAUCAUCACGCCAAUAUUCAUUAUUAGCUUUACGUAAAUUAAUUACCAUGUAUUGGAGUCCUGGAUUCGAAUCCUAUCACCUGACCUCUAAUCUAAAUGAGACUGUGAAAGCACAUGUUAGACACACUAUUUUACAGCUAGCAUUAGAUAAAAAUCAAGAUUCAAAAAUUAGAAAGAGUGGAUCUUACUGUAUCGUACAAGUAUCAGCUGUCGAUUUCCCAGAUUUAUGGCCAGAACUUUUGGUGACACUUUAUAAAUCUAUAUUAGAAACCCAUUCAUUAGAAGCGUUAUCUAUAUUAAAUGAAAUUUAUGAUGACAUUAUUUCAGAAGAAAUGUUUUUUGAAGAAGGUAUUGGUUUAGAGACAAUGAGAGUUAUCUUCAAUAUACUCGAUGAUAAGACAGCUCCUGUUGAAACAAAAAUUGCUGCAGCAAAAUUAUUCUAUCCUUGCUUAAUGCAAAUGUCGGUGGUUAGCCCAACUUCAUCAUUAAAACGAAUGAAUCUAGUUAUUGAUUCUCUAAAAGAAAUCAUAUCCAAAUGGGAACAGAUAUUACAAUUCCCAUUAGAAGAUGCACUACUAAUCUCGCCUGAAGAGGCAAUAUUAGAAUGGAAAUUCAGAGGCUCAAUAUAUGAAGGAUUAGCAUUUGUUCAUUCUAAUUUUUCUAAAAAAAUCUUACCAAUGAAUUUUUUAAAUGUUUUUAGAAAAUGCUCAUUACAAGAUCUCACUCCAGCAUCUACUCUAUACAUAAAUAUGAUAUCAGGGGACAAUAUUGCAUUUAAUGCGUUAAACAAAUAUAUUAUUCAUAUUUUCGAAUAUCUAUCUAACAUAUCAAGAGCUAAUUAUGAACGUGAAGAAUUAAUAUUAAUAUUGGAGUCGAUCUAUAAAUUAUGCUGUUUGGAUAACCUGAUUGUAGAAACAUGGAACUCAAAUUUCAAUGAAUUUGUUUCCAAAGAAUUUGGAUUAAUGGCUUCAUAUUCAUUGAGAGAUCAAAUUAGUGACUUCUUAAUAUCUUUAUCAUCCAAUAACUUCAAUAUAAUAUUUAAAGAAUUUAUUACCAAUUUGAACAAUUGUUUAAUUAUUGAAGACUGGAGACAACUAGAAUCUAUGUUAUAUAUUUUCCAAUCAUUACUAAUUAAUGAUGAAGAUAUAUUGAAUGUUGCAAAUUUAAACAUCGAAAAUUUAUUAUCUUCAUUAGCCAAAAAUUUCCAUCAUUACAUUACAAAUACGAUAUUAUUUUCAAGAUUAAUUUUAUUAAUACCAAAAAUUUUAGAAAAAUUUAUGGAUGAUAUUGAAAAUAUUAAAUUGAUUACCUGUGAAUUUUUGAAACAAAGUUUGGCAAUUGGAUUGGAUAAUUAUAAUGCUUUAAUUAAAUCCUCAUGUUUGCUAAUGGUUAAUAGUUAUUGUUCAUUUGCUGAAUUAUUAACAGUUCUUGGGGACAAAACUUGCCAAGAGGUCCAACAAAUAACAUUAAAGAUUAUUUUACAAAUAUUGGAUGACUCUGAAGAUGACACAUAUGGUAUGAUUAUGGAAGUGAUUAAUAAUUUGAUAGAUUGUAAUUUGCCAAAUGAUAAAUUGGGUGAAAUUCCACAGCAAGAAUUCAAUCUAAUCUUGUCAAUCACAUCAAGAGAUCCCUCGAAUGUUCAAAUGACUGUGGAAUCACAAGAAUGUUUGAAAAAAUUAUUAGAAGGAUUGAAUACGUUUGAAUAUUCACAUUAUAUUGAAAUGUGUUUCCCAUCUAUGGUUAAAGUUCUAAUUGGAAGUUCUGUAACACAAUAUAAAUAUUCUGCCUUACUUUCAUUGGCAUUAGAAUUUAUUACAAUUUUUAUGAAAAAAAAACCAAAUGAUGGUUAUUUACCACUAGAAAUAUGCAAAUUUAUUUUCAAUCCUUUAAAAGAUGUAUUAUUGGUAUCUAAUGAAGAUGAGACUUUACAAUUAAGUUCCGAUGCGUUUAGUUAUUUGAUCUACAAUACAGACCCAAUAGUAAUGGUUGAAUCUUUGCCAGGAAUAUUAGAAGUAAUGGAUCGAUUAUUAUCUCUUGACGUAACAGAUAGUGCUGCUAUGAAUGCUGGAUCAUUAGUUGUUACUGUCUUUACACAUUUUGAAAAUGAGAUUAAACCAUAUAUGAAACAAAUUUUAAGCGGCACAACAAAGAGAUUAAUACAAGCUAAAAAUAUAUCUACUAUCCAGAAUCUAAUAUCUGUAAUUUGUUAUUUAAUAUGUUCUAAUACUGAGGAUACUAUUAAUUUACUUUCAAGACUUGGAACUGAAGGGGAUAUCUUAAAAUUGGUAUUAAAUAAAUGGAUAUCCAAUUUCGAAAUUAUUCGAGGUGAAAGACGAAUUAAACAAAAUAUCUUAGCAUUAAAUAAGUUAUACUGUUUGAAUAAUUCUAAUAUCAAACAUAUAAUGGUAGAUGAUGAAUUAAUUCCAUAUGAUGGUGAUCGUAUUAUCACAAGAUCAAUGGCCAAAGAAAUGCCAGAUAGAUAUACACAAAUACCUGUGUAUAGUAAGAUUAUUAAAUUAUUUAUUCAAGAGUUAAGCGAACAAAUGAAACAACCUGAACAUAAUUUGAAAAUUGAGGAAACUGUAGAGACAAUUGGUGAUGGUAAUGCUGCUGCUGCUGAUGAUGAUUGGGAAGAUGUGGAAGAUGUACUAGAUUAUGAGAAGUUACAAGAGUAUGUAGAUGAUGAAGAUGAUGAGCUUCAUUUUGGAGAAGAUGAAGAUGAUAUUUUGGGGACUAUGGAUAUUGAGAUAGACGUCAAAGAGUUGUUAAUUCGAAUCUUGAAGGAGAAUGCAUCGAAGAAUGUUAGUGAUUUUGAUAAAAUUUAUACAACAUUAUCAGAGGAUGAGAAACGUAUUUUAAGUGAAUGUCUUGUAUAA